AUGACAUCAAAAAAUAAUGGAGAAGGACGGCAUGUUGAUAAUUUAGAAAAUUCAUCUUCCAACCAACAACCUUUUUUAUAUUAUGAUGAGUCUGCACGUUUAAUUUCUAAUAAUGAUGACCAUUCGGUAGAUGACUAUCAGGUAGCUCCUCCGAGAAAUUUUGACAAUAAUAGAAUGAAUGUUGGCAGGGAAGUUGAGCCAGUUACUGGAGGCGAGCUUUAUCCUCCACUUCAAAAUCCACAACUUACCAACACAACUACAGGUUCACCCACAAACACUCAUCAACUUUUAUCAACUCCAACGGUUACAAUAAAUACUGAAGCACAUGACAAUUCUACUUUUGACGAUAGUGAGGAUACUUCUGGUUAUGCGGGCCCAACAGUUCAAUGCCGUGUUUGUGAAUCUGAAAUAGUUUUGGACGGAAAGACUGGACAACAUGUUGUUCGUUGUUUGCAAUGUAACGAGGUCACACCAAUUCGUCCAGCUCCGCCUGGAAAAAAAUAUGUGAGAUGUCCUUGUAAUUGUCUGCUUGUAUGUAGAGCUAAAUCUACUCGAAUUGCUUGUCCUAGACAAAAUUGCCGACGUGUGAUUACUUUAGCCAGUAGUGGACCUCCGAAUACUGGAAUUCCCGGUACAGCUAUUCGAGCGCCUGUAGGCACUUGCCGUGUUCAAUGCGCUUAUUGUCAGGAAAUAUUUAUGUUUAACACACUUAACAAUCAAUUGGCUAUUUGUCCACAUUGCAGAAAAAGUUCCUCUGUCGGAACUCCUUUUGCCCGUUCUCGUUGUAUUCUCAACUCGAUUGGACUGUUUUUGGUUAGCCUAUUCUUGAUUGGUUUAAUUUUAACAAUUUCCAAUGGACAAGAUACUUUUUUUAUGUGGGCCUUUUUGGUUGCUUUGUUGUCUCUUUUCUUUUUUCUGAUUUAUCGACUAAUCUAUUUUUGGCGAAUUGGGAUUAGCCAGGUUUCUUUGAAAUUUAAUAAAAACUAG
Molecule: messenger RNA, 987 nt
Organism: Meloidogyne enterolobii
Lineage: Eukaryota; Metazoa; Nematoda; Chromadorea; Rhabditida; Meloidogynidae
Source: the annotation of a GenBank genome assembly